Molecule: messenger RNA, 9055 nt
Organism: Sardina pilchardus (European sardine)
Lineage: Eukaryota; Metazoa; Chordata; Actinopteri; Clupeiformes; Clupeidae
Gene: dop1a
Product: DOP1 leucine zipper like protein A
Exons: 41
Coding region: 334-8301 (2655 amino acids)
Biological process (GO): Golgi to endosome transport
Cellular component (GO): trans-Golgi network; endosome
Source: RefSeq, a predicted model, not a curated record
CGGAUGACAGCAAGAUACAUGUAGGCCCUCCGCACAAUAAAGUGAGACGUUUCAUGGAAAUAUGUAAGAUGUUCAGGGAUCUCAUUAUUCUAUGAGAAGCUCCGUUGCUCUGUCUAACCACUACCAGGGUUAAACAAGCUGAAACCGGGGCCUGUCUGUCUGGACAUUCAGUACUGACCUGCCCCGUUGCGCUCUCACUGCAGAUACAGCUUCCAUGGUUAAUAUUAGCCUAGCAGGCUAAUUAUUGACAGUAGUUAGCUGUUGCUAACCCGAAAACGGUGUGAUGUGCAUAUGUGAGCUUGGUGCUUGGCAGUAGUGGUACCGUACAGGAGGAUGAAUGCAGAGGAGGUGGAACUUCUCAGCGACUCCAAGUACAGGAACUAUGUGGCGGCAGUGGACAAGGCCCUGAAGAACUUUGAGUACUCCAGCGAAUGGGCAGACCUGAUCUCUGCGCUUGGCAAACUCAACAAGGUUUUGCAGAAUAAUGCCAAGUACCAGGUGGUGCCCAAGAAGCUGACGAUAGGCAAACGCCUGGCCCAAUGUCUCCAUCCAGCCCUACCCAGCGGGGUCCACCGCAAGGCCCUGGAGACCUACGAGAUCAUCUUCAAGAUCAUCGGACCAAAACGGCUGGCCAAGGACCUCUUCCUCUACAGCUCUGGCCUCUUCCCCCUGCUGUCCAAUGCUGCCAUGUCCGUGAAGCCCGUGCUGCUGGGCCUGUACGAGACGUAUUACCUUCCUCUGGGCAAGACUCUGAAGCCCGGCCUGCAGGGCCUACUGACCGGAGUACUGCCCGGUCUGGAGGAGGGCUCCGAGUACUAUGACAGGACCAACACGCUGCUGGAGAAGGUGGCAGCUGCGGUGGAGCAGCAGGCCUUCUACAGCGCCCUGUGGGGCAGCAUCCUGACCAGCCCGGCCGUGCGCCUGCCGGGGGUCACCUUCGUCCUGCUGCACCUCAACCGCAAGCUCUCCAUGGAGGACCAGCUCUACGUCAUCGGCAGCGACAUCGAGCUCAUGGUGGAGGCAGUGAGCAUGUCGGUGCAGGACUCCAGCGUCCUGGUCCAGAGAAGCACGCUGGACCUCAUCCUCUUCUGCUUCCCCUUCCACAUGAGCCAGGCAACGCGACCAGACAUGAUCAGGAUUCUGUCAGCUGCGCUGCAUGUGGUUUUGAGGAGGGACAUGUCUCUCAACCGGAGGCUCUACGCCUGGCUGCUCGGUUUUGAUAACAAUGGUGUGAAACUAGGCCCUCGCAGCACACGGCACAGUAACCCAGAGGAGCAUGCGACGCUCUAUUUUAACACCUACUCCAAGGACAUGCUGAUCCAGGCGAUGGUGGGGAUCCUACAAGGAAAAGCACGAGGAGGGGAGGAGGAGAGUGUGUUGAUGCACGACCUGAAGCCAUUCCGCAUCCUCAUCAGCCUGCUGGACAAGCCAGAGCUGGGUCCGGCCAUCCUGGAGGAUGUGCUGAUUGAGGUGUUCAGGACUCUGCACACUCAGUGCCGAGCUGAGCUGGACCUGCAGACCCAGAGCCCUUUCAGCAAGGACCACACACAGCUCAGCAGUAAACUGCGAGAGAACAAGAAGACUGCAGAACUCAUCAAAACAGCCAACCUUCUGUUCAACUCUUUUGAGCCAUAUUACAUGUGGGACUACAUCGCUCGCUGGUUUGAAGACUGCUGCAGGAAAACCCAGAGUAGCCAUCCGAAUGCCCCGGAGCAUGCUGGGAGCUCUGAGCCUGCGGCCCUGUCUCUGCUGGAGUUCUGUGAGCUCAUAGACUUCCUGUUGGACAUCGUGUCCCUGGAGACGUACAUCGAGAUCCAGACGGAGCACCUGCCCCAGCUGCUGCUGCGGAUGGUGUGCGCGCUGACGGCCCACCUGCAGUGCCUGGGCCUGGGGGAGCUCACGCACUGCCUGCGCCUCUGCUCCAAGAUCCUGAGCAAGGUGCAGCCGCCGCUCGUCUCCCCCCUCAGCCUGCCCCAGGGCUCCGCCGCCGCCGCCACCCCCACCACCCCCACGCCCACGUCCAGCUCCGCACCACCAGCCCUGGACAGGGAGGACCGGCGGUCUUUGCCGUCGUCUCUGGAGCUUCCCGCCGUGCCUGGUGAGGUGUUUGAGGACAGCAACGGUCAUGCUGCCGGCGGCCGUUCCUCCGAGAACAGCUUCACCGAAUUCGUCCAGUACCAGGAGGACGGCGAGCGGCCGCAGCACGACACCGCCCACUCCCCCGAGGACCCCUCCACCUCCACCUCCGCCUCCUCCACCACCACCACCACCACCACUCCGACCACUCCGCGGCCCCCUCCCAGGUCUGGGGCGGCCCUCAGCAAGCCUCAGGACAGCAAGCCUGUCAUGCAGUGCUGUCUGGAGCAGUUCCAGCACUUCCUGUCCCGCCUCAUCACCCUCUACAUCACUUCCCCCUCCGCUGCCAACGGCAACGGUGCUGCCGCCGUCGCCACAGGGGUCGCAGAGCUCGAGCGUCCGUUGCCCCCCCGACCCCCCAAAAUGGACACGCUGAAGGUCGGGGUGCCGUCCAGGCAGGGGGGGGUGGAGGGGGAGGAGGGAGAGGAGGCGGGCGAGAGGGAGCGGACAGAGUGUCUGGCGGCCUUCACGGCGGCCUGUCAGCUCUUCCUGGAGUGCUCCAGCUUCCCCGUCUACAUCGCCGAGGGCAACCUCAAGGCCACGCCCAGCAGGGAGGACCUGGCAGAUGGCGAGCGCCCGGCGGGCUGGCUGCAGUGUCUGAUGGACGCGUGCUGCGCUCCGGUGGACUUCAGCGUCCAGGGUGUGGCCAUCUCCCUCCUCAUGGACCUGGUGGGGCUCACCCAGUCCGUCGCCAUGGUGACGGCCGAGCGGGUGGGCAGCGCCGAACCGGCCCCGCCCAUGAGCCCCAGCCAGGGCCGCGUCGCCGUGGUGAUAAGGCCGCCCCUCACGCAGGGCAUCCUCAAGUACAUUGCUGACAAGACCAACUUUUUUAAGACUGUAGCUCUGAUCCUGUGGGAGCAGUUGGGUGAGGGUACCCCUCAGCAUCACCAGCGCAGCGUGGAGCUCUUCUACCAGCUGCACAACCUGGUGCCCUCCUCCAGCAUCUGUGAGGACGUCAUCAGCCAGCAGCUCAUGCACAGAGACAAGAGGGUGCGUCUGGAGGCCCAUGUCAAGUUCUCCGUGCUGUGGCACCUGACCAGGGACCUGAACAUCACCAAGUCUUCCCCUUUCAACCGCACUUUUGACCGCUCUCUGUUCAUCAUGCUGGACAGCCUGACGUUCUGGGACGGCUCGGCGAGCGCGGUGGGCCGGGCGUGGCUGGACCAGGUGCUGCAGCGUCACGACAUCGCCCGCGUGCUGGAGCCCCUGCUGCUGCUGCUGCUGCACCCCAAGACGCACCGCGUGUCCAUCCAGCGCGUCCAGGCCCAGCGCCACUGGGCACAGAACUUCCCCCAGCACGGCCCCGCCGAGCCGCCCGACCCAGAGCGAGACCCGUCCGAACCCAUCUACAUGAGGGACUCUGGCUUCUCUGAUAACUUCAGCCAUGGCGACGGUGGGCAGGGCCGUGUCCAUCUCCUCCCACUGGACGACAUGGAGCCCUUCAGCCUGACGGUCAAUCCCCUGAGCGACAGCCUGUCCCUGCUCAGCCUGAGCAGUGAGAACUUGCAGCUGUGUGGCGACUACGCGCCUCCAGACCAGCAGGGGGAGCCGGCCAGCUCCGACUCGUGCGGCUCCAACAACUCCACUGUCGACAACGGCAGCUUCGAGGAGCCCGAGGCGGAAGGAGAAGGUGGAGAAGGUGGCAUUACGGAGAACGGGUGCGACUCUAGAGGAGAGCCAGCGGAGGGCGCAGGGGAGGAUGAGGAGGCCGAGGCUGAGGCGGAGGUGGUGGUGAUGGAGGAGGAGGAAGAGGAGGUCGUAUCCACGGUGAUGGCGGAGCUCCUGGACAGGGUGGUGCAGGCGGCGGUGGAGGAGAGCGGAGCGUUGGACACCCCGUCCCCCCCCGAGGCCUGGCCGCAGACGGACACGGACAGCGUCCACUCCUCGUCCUCCUCGUCCGCCUCCGUCAUGGACACCCCCGCCGGUGCAGGCCAGCGGCCGGCCCUGGGUCCCUUCCCCGCCGGGUCCGCUCAGCACAGGACGCUGCCGGAGCUGGUGGCCGGGGGCACCCUGGGGUUCUUCUCCAUGGCCGCCACCAACACCAGCUCCAUCUCCGACGCCCCCACCCCCACGACCUCCUCCGUCGCCUCCGUCGCCUCCGUCACCCCCCUCCUCCCCGCCUCCGUGGCCCGGCCCAGGGCGGAGGAGCACCGCGAGGGCAUCACGCGCCACAGCUCGUCGCCCUCCAUCGUCACGCUGCCCGACAGCAGCUGCAGCAGCAGCGGCGUGGGCGUGGGCGUGGGCGGCGGCAGCACCACCACGGUCAGCGUGGCGGGCAGCAGCGUCGGGGGCUCGUCCACCGACCUCAGCGUCCUGCUCCACGCCGACGACCCGCAGGCGCGCAAGCGCAGCCACAGCAGCACGCAGCUCAGCCUCAAGGGCAAGAUCAUGGAGCGGCUGGCCGCCAACGACAAGUCGCCCGGCGCCAAGCCCAAGGUCAAGAAGGCCAAGCGCAAGGAGGAGGAGCGCCGCCGACAACAACAACAACAACAACAACAGCAGCUUCUCCAGAGUGGACGCAGCCGGCCGCCUAGCAUCUUCUUCGGAGACAGCCUGGACCUGGAGAACUGGUACAGCUGCGGCGAGGGCGAGGUGUCCGAGAUCGAGAGCGACGCGGGCUCCCCCAGCGGAGGAGGAGGAGGCGCAGACUCAGGAGGAGGUGCAGGGUCGAAGCAGCGCCUGUCCUCCUCCUCCACCUCCCCGGCGCCGCCGCGCUUCAACAUCCACCCGCUGUACCAGCACGUGCUGCUGUACCUGCAGCUGUACGACUCGUCGCGCACGCUCCACGCGCUCUCGGCCGUGGCGGCCAUGCUGCGGGCCUCGCCGGCCGCCUUCGUCCAGGCCAUCGCCACCACCGGCGUCACGCACACACACACGCCGCAGCUCUCGCUGCUUCAGAACCUGCUCGCCCGCCACCGCGUCUCCGUCAUGGGCAAGGACUUCUACUGCCCCAUCCCCCAGCAGGACGCCCACGCCGCCCACCCCUUCCGCGGCGCCAUGUUCCUGGAGGUGGUGCUGUCGCUGUGCCUGUACUUCCUGCGGAGCUACUACGCGGCGCACGUGGCGGCGGCCGCCCAGGACCUGGCGGGCAACCGCGCCAUGCAGCUGACCAGCGUGGAGGUGCUGACGCUGCUGUUCGGCGAGCUGGCCAAGGUCAUCGGCGGCUCCGCCAAGGGCUUCGCCAGCUUCAUCAGCGACGUGCUGUCCAAGUGCAAAGUGCAGAAGGUGGUGCUGCACUGCCUCCUCUCGUCCAUCUUCAGCGCCCAGAAGUGGCACGAGCAGCGCUGCGGCGGCGGUGCCAACGUGGCGGCGGUGGAGGAGGGCCUGUCGGAGGACAGCGUCAUCAACCUGUCCGAGGAGCAGCUGGACGGGUGCAGCGCGCUCCAGUCCCAGCUGCUGCGCCUCCUGCAGAGCCUGGUGGUGCUGGAGCACCGCGUGCUCACGCCCUCCGAGGACGGAGCCGACGGAGGCGUGGGGGGCGUGGGCGUGCCCGGGGCGGGCGGCGGCGGCGGAGGAGGAGGAGGAGGGGUGGUGGGUGGCGUGGGUGCUAGCGGCGGAGGUGGCGUUUCGGGCGCCGGGGGCGCGUUCGAGCUGCUCGGGGGCGAGGUGGAGCACGUGAGCCCGCAGCAGCCCUUCACGUCGCUGCAGUACCUGCACGGGCAGCCCAUCACGGCGCAGGGCAUGUUCCUGUGCGCGGUCAUCCGCGCGCUGCACCAGAACCACGCCUGCAAGAUGCACCCGCAGUGGAUCGGCCUCAUCACCGCCACGCUGCCCUACAUGGGCAAGGUGCUGCGCCGCGUCGUGGCCUCCGUCACCCUGCAGCUCUGCCGUAACCUCGACAACCUCAUCCAGCAGUACCGCUACGAGACCGGACUCACCGACACCAGACCCCAAUGGAUGGCUUCGUGCAUCCCCCCUGACCUGAUUCUUACUGUUCUGGAGGGAGUGACGGCCAUCAUCCACUACUGCCUGCUGGACCCAGCAUCUCAAUAUCACCAGCUCCAAGUGAGUGUGAACCAGAAGCACCUGGCGGAGGCUCGCGCGGGCAUCCUGUCCAUCCUGCACACCAUCAUGUCGUCGGUGACGCUGCUGUGGAGCGUGCUCUACCUGGUGGACAGCUCCGACCGGCCCGCCUCCGCCUCCGCCUGCUACAGCUCCAACAUCAACCUCGGCUCCACCAAGAACCUGCGGCAACAGAUCCUGGAGCUCCUGGGCCCCAUCUCCAUGAACCACGGGGCCCACUUCAUGGCUGCCAUCGCCUACGUGUGGAACGAGAGGAAACAGGUCAAGAGCUCCGCCAGGAACAAGGUGAUCCCCGUGGCGUGUGAGGAGCAGCUGCUGCUGGUGGAGCUGGUGCGGUCAGUGAGCGCCAUGCGAACGGAGACGGUCAUCCAGACGGUCAAGGAGGUGCUCAAGCAGCCGCCCGCCAUCGCCAAGGAGAAGAAACAUCUCUCUCUCGAAGUGUGUAUGCUCCAGUUCUUCUACGCCUAUGUGCAGAGAAUCCCCGUGUCCAGUCUGGUGGACAGCUGGCCGUCUCUUCUGGCUCUGCUGAAGGACUCGGUGCAGCUCGGCCUCCCCGCUCCAGGACAGUUCCUCAUCCUGGGGGUCUUGAAUGAGUUCAUCCUGAAGAAUCCCAACCUGGAGAGCAAGAAGGACCAGAGGGAGUUGCAGGACGUGACCCAUAAGAUCGUGGAGGCCAUCGGAACCAUCGCCGGCUCGUCCCUGGAGCAGACCACCUGGCUGCGGAGGAACCUGGAGGUCAAACCCUCGCCUCAGAUCGUAGUGGACGGGUCCAGCCUGGAGGCUGAUGUGGAAGAUCUCAUGCUCACAGUGAUGGAGGCUUCCAGCUUCACUCCAUCUGUGUACAGCGUUCACGCCCUCACACUGCUGGCUGAGGUGCUGGCCCAUCUUCUGGAUAUGGUAUUCUAUAGUGAUGAAAAGGAGAGGGUCAUUCCCCUGCUAACAAACAUCAUGCACUACGUGGUGCCUUAUCUUCGCAACCACAGUGCCCACAACGCGCCGAGCUACCGCGCCUGCAUCCAGCUCCUGAGCAGCCUUAGUGGGUACCAGUACACACGCCGUGCCUGGAAGAAAGAAGCCUUCGACCUCUUCAUGGACCACACUUUCUUCCAGAUGGACUCCUCCUGUGUCAGCCACUGGAGGGCUAUCAUAGACCACCUGAUGACACAUGACAAGACUACCUUCAGGGAUCUGAUGACACGUGUGGCAGUAGCUCAGAGUAGCUCUCUGAACCUGUUCACCAAUCGGGAUGCAGAGCUGGAGCAGAGGGCCAUGCUGCUCAAACGGCUGGCCUUCACCAUCUACAGCAGCGAGGUCGACCAGUACCAGAAAUACCUGCCUGACAUCCAAGAGCGGCUGGUGGAGAGCCUGCGUCUGCCCCAGGUUCCCAUCCUCCACGCUCAGGUGUUCCUGUUCUUCAGAGUGCUGCUGCUGCGCAUGUCCCCGCAGCACCUCACCUCCCUGUGGCCCACCAUGAUCACGGAGCUGGUCCAGGUGUUUUUACUGAUGGAACAGGAGCUGAUCGCAGACGAAGACAUCACCAGGACGUCCGGGCCCUCUGUGGCGGGCCUGGAGACGACCUACUCAGGAGGCAACGGCUUCUCUACCUCUUACAACAGCCAGCGCUGGCUCAACCUCUACCUGUCUGCCUGCAAGCUGCUGGACCUCGCGCUGGCCCUGCCCUCCGAGAGCCUCCCACAAUUCCAGAUGUACCGCUGGGCCUUUGUCCCGGAGGCGUCGGACGACUCUGGGCUGGAGGUGCGGAGGCAGGGCACGCACCAGAGGGAGUUCAAGCCUUACGUGGUGCGCCUGGCCAAACUGCUGAGGAAACGCGCUAAGAAGAACCCAGAGGAGGACUGUUCCACGCGCACGCUGACCUGGGAGCCGGGCCACCUGAUGCUGACGCUGUACGUGAUCCGCAGCAUGGAGCAGCUGCUGCCGUUCUUCAACCUGCUCAGCCAGGUGUUCAACAGCAAGGCCAGCAGCCGCUGCGGCCGCCCCUCCCACAGCCCCGCGCCCGCCGGCAGCCCCUUCCCCGGCAAGGACGGCAAGCUGGAGAGCCAAAAAGUCUUCUGGAGCCGCGCGCGGCAGAACAUCGAGGAGAUGGUGGAGAAGGACUUCCUGGAGGGCCUGAUCAAGACGUGACCUGAUCUUAUCGAAACGUGACCACUGGAAAAAAAAAGAGACUAACGUGACAAGGGACAAGCUGUACAGAUUACUCAAACCUCAGACUUGCAAGGGAAAAAAAAUGGACAAAGGACAAAACGUGAUAGGGAUUUCGAAAAUAAAAAUAAAUAUUAAUAAUGACAUUUGUACAUUUUUUUGUUUGUUUUUGUAUUUAUAAUGACUUGUAAUUUGUUUCCUUUUUUAUUUUCUGAAGCGACACUAUUUAACUUAAAUGACUUUGUUUCUACGUUGUGGAGCUGCUUUGACUACACUAAACUUGAGCGAUUUGUGAGCCCUGGGGGACAGUGGAGAUUCCGUGUGCCAUUCCAUAUCGUUGUGGUGUAUUUCAAUUAUGACAAACCAACCAGAACUUCAAAAUCAAAUCAACACAUGAAUUGUUAACAUUUCAGUGUGUAUCCAGUAACAUAGACAGUAAGUAGCCUGAUAAUCCUGCCACGGAAUUGCACAUCGUGUGUGGAAAUAUACCAUAUCAUUCCUAACCAAAAUGUCAUCGAUAACUCAUUUCAGUGUCUGAAUUUAUCACUGUUGCAAUAGAUUUUUUUGCUGUAGGGGGUUUGAUUUCCUCCAGAGCAUGGGGAAGGGCAAAUGUUAACAUAAUGAUUAUGACCCUUUAGAUUCCCAGAGCUGCUCAUCAGGCCAUGAUGCUGACAUGUUUUUGAUGUGUAUUGAAAGAUCUUGUGUGGCUUGGAAUAAAAUAAUGAUUGAAAAACAA